This is a messenger RNA of Syngnathoides biaculeatus (alligator pipefish), 2512 nucleotides long. It is a transcript of the gene pck1, whose product is annotated as phosphoenolpyruvate carboxykinase 1 (soluble). Gene Ontology annotation, molecular function: manganese ion binding; GTP binding; phosphoenolpyruvate carboxykinase (GTP) activity. Gene Ontology annotation, cellular component: mitochondrion; cytosol. The record is from RefSeq and is a predicted model, not a curated record. Gene Ontology annotation, biological process: gluconeogenesis; response to starvation; hepatocyte differentiation. NCBI's taxonomy places the organism in Eukaryota, Metazoa, Chordata, Actinopteri, Syngnathiformes, Syngnathidae. The transcript has 9 exons. Bases 306 to 2180 code for a protein of 624 amino acids.
UUUGUUCCAAUCUGGAUCACGUAGUUAGUCAGUAAGGAGCUCGUGAGUUAGUUCACCGAAGGAGGCGGUCAGCCUCUCGCUUGCUUCCGUAUUUCAGUCAUUCAUCUGUAGUUUGCCAUUUCAUUCGUUCAUUAGUCAGUUUGUUUGUUUGUCGGCGUCAUGAUCGCUCCAUUUCUUCAUUGGCAGGAGGCUAAUUUGCUGCUUGCUUACUUCAUGAAUUUAUGAUUUAGUAAGCUUGUUUGUGGUGCUCCUUCCCAAUAUGAAAUGAUUUCUUUAUUUUUUCCCUCUGGUAGUAAUCGACGACGAUGACCCCCCGGCCGGCGUCUCCGGAGCAGGGCGGGCCUCGGGUGGCGCGGGGCGAGCCGAGCGCCCUGGCCCCCGCCGUCAGGGAAUUCGUAGAGGCCGGCGUGACGCUCUGCCUGCCGGACGCCGUCCACAUCUGCGACGGCUCCGACGAGGAGAACCGGACCGUCCUGGCCCAGUUGGAGGAGCAGGGCGUGAUCAAGAAGCUGCCCAAGUACCACAACUGCUGGCUGGCCAGGACGGACCCUCGGGACGUGGCCCGCGUGGAGAGCCGGACGGUGAUCGUGACCCGUGACCCCCGCGAGGCCGUACCCGCCGUUCUGAAGGGUGGCGUCGGUCAGUUGGGUCGCUGGAUGUCACCGGAGGAGCUGGACAAAGAGGUCGCCGGGCGCUUCCCAGGUUGUAUGAAGGGUCGCACGAUGUACGUGAUCCCCUUCAGCAUGGGACCGGUCGGAUCGCCGUUGUCCAAGAUCGGAGUGCAGCUGACCGACUCGCCUUACGUGGUGGCCAGCAUGAGGGUGAUGACCCGGAUGGGGAAGGCGGUUCUGACCGCCCUCGGGACCGGCGACUUUGUCCGUUGUCUGCACUCCGUCGGCUGCCCGCUGCCUCUUCAAAGGCCUCUGGUGAACAACUGGCCUUGCAACCCCGAGCAGACCCUGAUCGCCCAGAUCCCAGAACGCCGGCAGAUCGUCUCUUUCGGGAGCGGCUACGGUGGAAAUUCCCUGCUCGGCAAGAAGUGCUUCGCCCUACGCAUGGCCUCGCAUCUCGCCAAGGAAGAAGGCUGGUUGGCAGAACACAUGCUGAUCCUGGGCAUCACCAACCCCGCAGGCCAGAAGAAGUACAUGGCGGCGGCGUUCCCCAGCGCCUGUGGGAAGACCAACCUGGCCAUGAUGAGCCCCACCUUGCCCGGCUGGAAGGUGGAGUGCGUGGGAGACGACAUCGCCUGGAUGAAGUUUGACGGCCAAGGUCACCUGCGAGCCAUCAAUCCAGAGAACGGGUUCUUCGGCGUUGCACCCGGCACGUCCGCCAAGACCAACCCCAACGCCAUGACCGCCAUCGCCAAGAACACCAUCUUCACCAACGUAGCAGAGACCAGCGACGGCGGCGUGCACUGGGAGGGCAUGGACGAGGCGUUGCCAGAGGGGGUCACCGUUACUUCGUGGAAGAACAAACCUUGGAGUCCGGGAGACGGAGAACCUUGCGCCCACCCCAACUCCCGCUUCUGCACACCUGCCGAUCAGUGCCCAAUCAUCGACCCGCUGUGGGAAUCGCCUGAGGGGGUCCCCAUCGAGGCUAUCAUCUUUGGGGGACGCCGGCCUGAAGGCGUCCCGCUGGUCUUUGAGGCGUUCAGCUGGCAACACGGCGUCUUUGUUGGAGCCGCCAUGCGUUCGGAGGCUACUGCAGCAGCUGAACACAAAGGAAAGGAGAUCAUGCACGACCCGUUCGCCAUGCGUCCCUUCUUCGGCUACAACUUUGGCCACUACCUGUCGCACUGGUUGAGCAUGGCGGAGCGUCCCGGUGCCAAGCUGCCCAAGAUCUUCCACGUCAACUGGUUCCGCAGGAGCCGUACCGGCGGUUUCCUCUGGCCCGGUUUUGGCGAAAACAUCCGCGUCCUGGACUGGAUGUUCCGCAGGCUCGACGGUGAGGCCGGAGCCACGCCCUCCGCCGUGGGCUACCUGCCGUGCCGUGAUUCCUUAGAUCUGGAGGGCCUGAAGGACCCCGUGGACCUGGACCAGCUCUUUGCUCUGGACCGCGAGUUCUGGCGGAAAGAGGCGGAAGAAGUCGGGAAGUACUUGGCCACACAAGUGAACGAGGACCUUCCCGCCGAGAUCGUGAGGCAGCUGGAGCUCCUUCGGCAGAGGGUCAACCAGAUGUGAUUUUUAUUUUUUUUUAUGGAGCUCAAGAAGACAUUUUCUAGGAUGGCGAAUCUUCAGUUUGCACUGUAAUCAUUUUUGGCUAACAAAGAAUAAUUCAAGGUGAUUUGUUUUUGUUUGAAUGAAGAAAUCCAUUCGUUCAUUCAUUCAUUAUGACUUAUGACGUGAAGUCAAUAAAAAAAAAAAAUGCCAUUUUAUGGCAAGAAUACAUUACAGACCCACCCAUGAGAUGUGAAAAUGAAAUUGAAGAGAGGUAAGAAAAAUCAGUUCUUUCACUGGUGCAAAGGCUCCAAAACUAUAUGAUUUUCUAUGUUAAUAAAAUCAAAAACAUUUCA